Molecule: messenger RNA, 1445 nt
Organism: Zea mays
Lineage: Eukaryota; Viridiplantae; Streptophyta; Magnoliopsida; Poales; Poaceae
Product: acetylserotonin O-methyltransferase 2
Exons: 2
Coding region: 66-1259 (397 amino acids)
Molecular function (GO): O-methyltransferase activity; protein dimerization activity
Source: RefSeq, a predicted model, not a curated record
UGAACGAUGAAUGGCAAUUGAAAAGAAAAAAAAAAGUAAUCAACAACAUCUAUCUCAUCGCCGUCAUGUCGCCUUGUGCCCAUGCAGAGCAGCAAGAGCCUGACGCUCCGCCUCUCCACAACGACCACCAUCGCCACCAAACUUACGUGGAGCUGUACCACCACGGCCUUCACCACGUGAAGUCGUCGGCGCUGCUGUGCGCGGUUGGACUAGGCAUCCCCGGCGCCAUCCACCGCCGCGGCGGCGCAGCAACGGUCUCCGACCUCGUCAGCGGCACGGGUGUCCACCCGGCCAAGCGCGCGCAGCUCCGUCGGCUCAUGCGCAUGCUUGCCUGCUUCGGCAUCUUUGGUGCCGCCGGCGGCGACGAGGGUGAGAGCGAGACCGUCUACACGCUGACCCCCGUGUCCAGCGUCCUCGUCGGUGACAAGGACAAGGAGGCAUCAGCGACCUCGUCAGCGUCCUCGCCUGACAUGUCGGCACUGCUCCGGCUCCUGGCGCGCCCGAGCACGUCCGUGUCCACCUUCUUCGACAUGGAGGAGUGGUUCAGAGACGGCGGGACCACGACGCUCUUCGAGACGGCACUCGGCGUGCCCCCAUGGAGCUUGACGAAGAGCGACGCCGCGUACAACAGAGCCAUGAACGAAGCCUGCGUCGCGGACACCAGCCUGUCCAUGGACAUCAUGCUGAAAGACACCAGCGGAGGCGCCAGCAGUGUCUUCGGCGGCGGCCGGCUCACCUCGCUGGUCGAUGUUGGAGGGGGCCAUGGCGCCGCCGCUAUUGCCAUCGCUAACGCCUUUCCGCACAUCAAAUGCACUGUGCUAGACCUCAAACAAGUGAUCGACAACAAGGUGCCACCAGCGGCCGCCGCCGGUACUGAUCGUAUCAUCAAUAGCACGGUGCAGUUCGUCGCCGGUGACAUGUUUGAGUCUAUUCCACCUGCAGACGCUGUUCUCCUAAGGCAUGUUUUGGACUGCUGGGAUGACGAACACUGUGUGAAGAUACUGGGACAGUGCAAGCGAGCAAUUCCCGGCAGAGAAGCUGGAGGCAAGGUGAUCAUCAUAAACGUGGUGGUCGGCUAUGGAUCACCGGACAAGCUUGUGAAGGAGACGCAGGUGCUGUUUGAUAUGUACAUGAUGCGGUACGAUGGGUCCGAGCGGGAGGAGCACGAAUGGAGAGAAAUAUUUUCGAGAGCUGGGUUCAGUGACUACAAGAUCACGCCCACGAUAGGUUUCCAUUCUAUCAUUGAGGUUUUCCCAUGAUGAAGGUUGUUACCAUGCAUUAUUCUAUCGUUAUAUAAGGUUUUCCCAUGCAUGAAACCCAAGUGGUUACUGUUGUUCAUAAGCAACCAGGGCAAGCAAGGCUUUAAUUUAUUGUGUACUUGUACCACCAGCAGAAAUGGAAAAACUGAAAACCCCUGAACGAACUGAGAAUCUCGGCGUUGCUAA